Molecule: messenger RNA, 3927 nt
Organism: Oldenlandia corymbosa var. corymbosa
Lineage: Eukaryota; Viridiplantae; Streptophyta; Magnoliopsida; Gentianales; Rubiaceae
Source: the annotation of a GenBank genome assembly
UAUUAAUGAUGUCACAACCCAUAAAUUACGGUUAAUGUGUGAAAAUAAUUACACUUUCUGUCCUUCAUUUUAGAUCAAUGAAUCUUUUUGCACCAUUAAUUUAUGGGAAGAGAAUUAUUUAAUCCCUUUUGCUUUCUUUUUCCCCCUCGAUUCGUCAUUUGCCAAAACAAAAUAAAUCUACCCCCACCAAAAACACAAUGGAGUAGCAGGUUCAUUGGAUUUCCCUUCUAAUGAUGAUGCUGCUUUGGAAGCCAUGGAUUGGAGGGUUUUAUUGACGAACUGGCAAUUGGCAAAUUCCAACUACUCAUCAUUCCGUUCUUUCCUACGUGACCAAAAAAAAAAAAAAAACACAGAAAACGACCAUAGCAGAAGAAAGGAUAUGGCUUUUCCCUAAAUGGCAGCUUCUUCCGCCCUUUCUCCUCCCCUCAAGAAUUAUUAUUCACUCCGGAAUUUCGCGUGCUUGCUAUUUUCUCUUGUAACUUUACUCCUCAUCAGCUGGGAAAAUCUUCAACCCCAACUCUCACUUUAUUCUUAUCUCACUUCAUCUUCAAGAUCUAUUGAGAUUCCCAUUGCAUCAACAAGUCCUCACCCUGAUGAUGAUAAUGCCACAGCUUUGCUUAACAAAGAUGGGGAUAAGGUGCCCAUUUCAUCAGAAUCAAAUCUCGAGGAAAAACCCAGCUCAGAUGACGCAUCAAGAUCGAAUCUUGGUGGGAAUACCUUUGAGAAAUCUGCAAAUGCCAGUAUAAAUGAGACUUCGGAUUUUGAGGCUCCGGGUUUCUCAAAGUCAGACUCUCCGGAUGAGAAUAAUGAAGAACAAGCCUCAGUUGAUAGUAAAGAUUCCACUUUGACACAGAAAUUUUCAUCGGAAUCUGGAAAUGAGGACAGAAGCGAAAAGGACCCCUCUCAUUCUCCAAGCAAUGAAAAUGUUCAAGAAGUUGGCUCUGUUUCUUGGAGGGAUGUAAGUGACUCCAUAUCGUGGAAAACUUGUGAUGUUUACAAGGGAAAUUGGGUGAAAGAUGAGGAAUACCCGCUUUAUAAACCGGGUUCUUGUCCUUAUGUUGAUGAGGCUUUUGAUUGUCAAAACAACGGAAGGCCUGAUUCAGAGUAUUUAAAGUGGCGUUGGAAGCCAGAUGGAUGUGAUCUGCCCAGAUUUAAUGCAACAGAUUUUCUGGUAAGGUUAAGAGGAAAGAGGCUGAUGCUGGUUGGAGACUCCAUGAAUAGAAACCAGUUUGAAUCACUUCUUUGUCUUUUACACGAAGGCUUACAAAAUAAAAGCAAAAUGUAUGAAGUCCACGGGUACAAAAUAACAAAGGGAAGAGGCUAUUAUAUAUUCAAAUUUGAGGAUUACAACUGCUCUGUGGAGUUUGUGCGAUCACAUUUCCUUGUCAAGGAAGGCAUUCGUAUCAACAGGCAAGGGAAUUCCAACCCAACUCUGUCAAUAGACCGCAUAGACAAGUCAGCUGGCCGGUGGCAGCGAGCUGACAUUCUUGUCUUCAACACAGGACACUGGUGGACUCACGGAAAAACUGCUAGAGGGUGGGUUUACAUGAAAUUUCGAUAUCAUAGGUUUUUAAUUUUGAUGCAAUUAAAUUGAAAUAUUGACUGAAUGAGAAGCGAUAUGGCCUCCUAAAGUUUUACCUGAAGCCUUGGUAACCAUCAUGGCACAAAGAUGCGAUGGAGUUGAUGAAUAAUUUUUCAGUGAAAAAUGGACCUUUAUCUUGGAGUAAUUUACCAAAAUAAUUGUGUGUCUGUAACAAGCAGAUAAUAUGCUCACUUCUCUUGCACGACGAGUCUCGUGAUCUGGAGAUUUAAUCAAUGAGCUUAAAAGUGUGUUUAAUUAUGCAGAAAAAAUUACUAUAAAGAAGGCGACUUCAUCUAUCCUAAAUAUGAUGCUGUGGAAGCUUAUAGAAAAGCUUUAAAGACAUGGUCAAAGUGGGUUGAUGAUAACACAAACAGAGGAAAGCUGAUUUUUUAUCGUGGCUAUUCAUCUGCUCAUUUCAGGUGUUCAUAACAUGUUCAGUGCAUUGCUUUUCUGUGCCUUUUAAAUUUGCUGUGGCUUUUCAUUUAUGUAGGAAUGAACGUUGUCAUUCUUAUUUUGCUCUUGCUUGGGUGCUCUUUUUCUUAAUAGUUUUAGCUUUAUGUGGAAGGGAAAAAAAACAAAAGGAAAAAGAGUAGCAAUUCAGGAAUUAUUUAUUCUGUUCUUCAUUUAUGAGAGCCAUCUGCAACAGUUGAUCAUUUUAGUGCAAUUUUCAGUUUGGCAUUGGUUGUUUAUCUUUGUUCAUUGAAACAGGGGCGGGGAUUGGGAUUCUGGUGGAAGUUGUACGAAGGAGACUGAACCUGUUCUAAGUGGUAGCAUCUUGGAUAGCUAUCCAUUGAAAAUGAAGAUAGCGGAGGAUAUCAUUAAGGAUAUGCAGGUGUCAGUAGUACUAUUGAAUGUGACAAAAUUAACAAAUUUCCGGAAAGAUGGCCACCCAUCUGUAUAUGGCAAGAAAAUAGCCGACGGGCAAAAAGUCUCUGGCAAAAGGCAAGAUUGCAGCCAUUGGUGCCUUCCCGGGGUCCCUGAUGCAUGGAAUGAACUAAUCUAUGCCACUUUGGUUGCAAAACAAACUUCUUCCUCAACUGAUUGACCUGAUAUCUGUUUUAUACAUCAUUGUCCUCAUUUAUACGAAGAAAUUAAGCUGCAAACCAGACCUUGAGGUGAAAUGAAGGAUUACAUUACCUGUCGAACAAAGCAGCUGCUGCUUAGCGUGACAAUGACAUUGCUACAUUACCUGCAUGUAAAACAGACAGGAAAGCGUAUAGAGAAACACAUUUGAUCUGCAUUUGUACAGUAUAGUAUAAUGUGAAUGCCAAGAUUCAGUUUGUUCUUUUGUCUAGCUAUUUCUUGAAAGAAAGAAUAUCACAAUUUGUGGUUAUUAAGGAUGCUUUGGCAGUAAGCCAGCUAAAACCCUUGUCAAAAUGCUAGAUAUCAUUCUUGAUGCAUCCCACUGGAAUGAAUGAAAUGGCUGAACAAUGAAGAGUAACAUGGCCUGUUUGAGCCAUGUCAGUAUCAACCUAUCUCAAUUUGGUUCCAGGGCAAAGCUUUCUUUUGAUUAAUGGGGCUUUUGAUUUGCCCUUCAAAAUGAGAAAUUUGUGUGGAUUGAUAGGGAUUUGGAAUUUGAAUGAGAUUGUGAUUCCAAUUGCAACAUUAGAGAGGCAUCAAUCACAUUCACAGCAUUCACUAUUUUGUCACUUCUCUCUAGAUCAAUGACAAAGAGUGCGUGUGGUCGGUCACUCGAGUUAACAAAAAAGACAAUGGAGUGAAGCGUAAGAAGGAUUGAUGUUAAAGCCUCUCUCUACUUUUUUCCCCCGUUUCUUUACCAAAAAAGCUCUCAAAUUUUCAUGCUCUUCUCUUGGAAGAUGGGGGAGCUCACAUAUUUUGCUCUUGUUUUCAAUCUUUUGGUUAGCUCUUCUUUUAUGGAAGUUUCGCUCCCCUAUUAUUGGUGGGUUUAGCUCUUCCUUUCUGGAAAUCCGGAUCUCUCAUUUUGAGAUUUUUGGUUCCCUUUUGAGUUUUUUUUCUUUGUUUUGUGUGUUUUUUCUGUGUUCUUCAAUAGAUCUGAUGAAGGUGAAGAAGAUUCAUGGCUCAGUGAGGAAGACCAGACUGAACAUGUAGUUGAAAGAAAAACAAGUGAAGGGAUGCUUUAGAUAUGAGACUAUUAGGCAUUAUGGAUCUGUGACUCGGAGUCAAAUUUGCACUUUUAGUCUAGAUCAUAAUUGACCUUCAUCUGUUAGUGUUUUAGUUUACUUUAAUACUUUCUUCAGGUGCUAUAUCUCUAAAUUGUAAUCAGUGAUGUUGUUUCGGUCUAAGCCAAAUUAAUUUAGCCUUACUCUGUUCACAUUAUUGAGUUUAUCUCUGUUUCUGUGGUAGAUAUAAUGAGUACGACGGAC